Molecule: messenger RNA, 488 nt
Organism: Phodopus roborovskii (desert hamster)
Lineage: Eukaryota; Metazoa; Chordata; Mammalia; Rodentia; Cricetidae
Gene: Ndufb4
Product: NADH:ubiquinone oxidoreductase subunit B4
Exons: 3
Coding region: 51-440 (129 amino acids)
Cellular component (GO): mitochondrion
Source: RefSeq, a predicted model, not a curated record
UCGGGCAGCCCUCUUAGGCGCGCAGGCGCAGACGUGUGCCGGGAGCCAAGAUGUCGGGUUCCAAGUAUAAGCCUGCGCCCCUGGCCACUCUUCCCAGUACCCUCGACCCAGCCGAGUAUGACUUGUCUCCGGAGACCCGAAAGGCGCAGGUCGAGCGCCUGAACAUAAGGGCCAGGCUUAAACGCGAAUAUCUGCUUCAGUACAACGACCCCAAACGCCAAACGCACAUCGAAGAUCCUGCCUUGAUUCGAUGGGCCUAUGCAAGGUCAACAAAUAUUUAUCCCAAUUUCAGACCCACUCCCAAGAACUCACUUUUAGGAGCUGUGGUGGCAUUUGGGCCCCUCAUCUUCUGGUAUUACGUUUUUAAAACAGAUAGGGACAGAAAGGAAAAACUUAUCCAGGAAGGAAAACUGGACCGAACAUUUAAUUUGUCCUAUUAAAUUUGGCAAGGAUGACUAUUCUUGCAUAAAUAAAUCUUCUGUUAAUUA